CAGCAGCGCAGCGCGCAAUAUUGAGGUCAGUGGGACACGUGACUGGCGCUGUUCAGUCGCUUGCUGACAGUUGCACGCUAUGCGGCUGUUAAUAAUGUAAACGGAUCCCUGUAAUAAAAUCCAGAUUCGUCGCGAUCAUGGGACAAUGUGGUGUUAUUUCUUCGAAGACGGUUUUAGUCUUCCUCAAUCUGAUUUUUUGGGCUGCAGCAGGCAUACUGUGCUACAUUGGGGCCUAUGUCUUCAUCACAUAUGAUGAUUAUGAUCAUUUCUUUGAGGAUAUCUACACCUUCAUCCCUGCAAUGGUGAUUAUUGCUGUUGGAACGCUUCUCUUUGUCAUUGGAUUUAUUGGUUGCUGUGCCACCAUCCGGGAAAGUCGCUGUGGUCUGACCACGUUUUCUGCGGUGCUGUUGCUGGUAUUUGCCACUGAGGUGGUUGUAGUGGUGCUGGGCUAUAUUUACAGAGCUAAGGUGGAGGCUGUGGUGGAUCAUUCUAUUCAAAAUUUAUAUAAUGAAUAUAAAGGCACCAACACAGACGCUCCCAGCAGGGCUAUUGACUAUGUGCAGAGGCAGCUUCACUGUUGUGGCAUUCAUAACUAUUCAGACUGGAUGAACACCCGCUGGUUUAACGAGUCCAAAAACAGCAGUGUUCCUGUGAGCUGCUGCAAACCCAGCAUCAGUAAUUGCACUGGGACAUUAACGCGUCCAGGAGACCUCUAUCCAGAGGGCUGUGAAGUUCUUGUAGUAAAGAAGCUCAAAGACAUUAUGCUGUAUGUCAUACUUGCUGCAUUGACAUUUGCUGCCAUUCAGAUGCUUGGACUGCUGUGUGCAUGUGUGGUCCUUUGCCGCAGAGGUCAUGACCCUUCGUACGAGCUGCUUGUCAACACAGGUGUAGAUGCCUGAGUAGCAUGACAUUUUGGGAAUGGCUGGUCCUCUCAGCUACGGUUCUGUAAAUCUUCAUGCUUUAACCGAGGCAAAUUGAGUUUUCUAUGCUAGUAUUAAAACCUAUGGGAUAUCUUGGGAAAAUGUAUAGCUGAUGGUCUAAAUAGCCUCAUGCUGAUUUGAUUCUGAGCAUAAUAAUGAUGGGCAGAAAACUAUAGUUUUGCUACCUGCACUUAUUUUAUUGUAAACAUUUUACACUAAUUGAUUCCAUGUGUCAUGGUAAUGUGAUAUUAUGAUUAUGUAUAAGUGGUAUUCUUGGACCAACGAAGAAGUCACUGGUUGACAUUGUCCAUAUAUUGCAUUCUUAGUAUUCCCAUUUUUACAAGCUUUUUUUUAAAAUGACGGUGAAAUAUUGCUACAAGAUUGCACUGUAUGCAUUUAAAUGUAUUUUUUAAACGCCUGUUCUCAAGAUUAAAAAUUGGUAACAUGAAAUUGUUAACUUCAGGGGAUAUCUGAAAUAACUC
Messenger RNA from Paramisgurnus dabryanus, 1402 nucleotides. It is a transcript of the gene tspan3b, whose product is annotated as tetraspanin 3b. Gene Ontology annotation, cellular component: plasma membrane. NCBI's taxonomy places the organism in Eukaryota, Metazoa, Chordata, Actinopteri, Cypriniformes, Cobitidae. The record is from RefSeq and is a predicted model, not a curated record.